Molecule: messenger RNA, 441 nt
Organism: Cooperia oncophora
Lineage: Eukaryota; Metazoa; Nematoda; Chromadorea; Rhabditida; Trichostrongylidae
Source: the annotation of a GenBank genome assembly
AUGCAAUGUGAUCCUCAUACGGUAAAUACCGAUCUCAUCAACACUGGAGUACUCUCCGGUCAGCAGAGUGCCACCUCGAUGAGGAUAUUCACAGCUUCUCUGGGUGGAAUUAUCCGCGAUGUCACAGCCCGUUCACAUUGCAUCUCAGCCGAGCCACGAGUACUCAAAACGAGUCCCACUUGUACAUCAGUUUACGUUGAUGGAUCCGAACUAAGAGGUAUGCAAAACAUGAAAGUGCACGUGCACUACGAGAAAUGGACCGCAUUCAUCGCUUUCACCGUUUGGUACCCCCGACUUCCGAUAACGCUGUGGCUACGCGAUCCGGUGCUGAAUUCGAUUUCUGGAUGGCCGAUAACUGUCUGGAAGAUUCUACAGGGCGAUCGUCACCACAAAGGAGCUGCUAAACAAUUUGCUUGCGGAAAUCGUUUCCAACAAACCGAG